AAAAAAUGAGAAGAUGAGAAGAGAGAGGGAGAGAGAGAUGAAGAAAGGUGGAGAGAGGGGAAGUGAGAUAUUCGACAUUCUGUUUUACGUUGGUCACUUCGUGCUUUGCCCCUGUGUAUUGCCCCUUCCCCUCUAUUCUUGUUUUCUAAACUAUCUUCCAUCACAAUACGUUGUAUCCCCACGACGUGAUGACAUCAUCGAAUUGUCUCCGAAACAAAUAUAUACCCGUGCCCCUAGAUACACCAAUAACAACAGGCUUUAUCCCUGAAACUCUGCCCUGCAUAUAUCCUUAUUACCACUUCGUAUCGAUUUGAGCCGUAAGUAUAGCGGUACAGUCAGCACCCCUUUGGUCAAACGCCAAUAGAUCGCGUCAACCACUUGGCUAUUGUCAUGUAAAGCAAGUAGCUAAGGGGGUUGGCAUCGCUUGAAUAGCCCUCCUGAUUUCCACAAUAGGGGAGCUUUUACGUUUCGGUUUGUGCUCCUCUUUUAACUAUAGGGGGUAAAAGAGGACGGUAACAUAAACAACAAAAGAAAAAAAAAGAAAGUUCGUAAGGUGCAUUGAAAGUGGUAUAUCCGACGCCAUCUUGUUCAAAUACUUCCACUCUGGAUUUAUACGUGAGGAUUAAUACCAAUGCUUGCAAUUGCGAGUCGCUUAAUCAUCCGGCAGUAAGGUUAGCGGAUGACUCGUGUAUCAUGUAGUGACGUGCAUCCUGCCCUCUCUUCAGAGAUGACGGACGGACUCGACAACGAGAAAGGAGACAUUACAAUGAACAAUGGCCAGUCUAACACUACGAGAGGGCGCUGUUUUAAGGUGGCCAUCACGGUGUUUCCCGCCAUUGUAUGGGUCUUAUACCUCUGCGGCGGUGCCUGGAUGUUUAGCAGCAUCGAAGGACCGCAGCUCAUGCUUCAGAGACAGGCGGAAAGGGACUACUUCGCAAAUAUUGUCAUUGAGGCAUGGGAGAGGGGAAGGAGAUGCAACAUUAGCGGAGAAUCUUACUCGGUAGUGAAUGGAACGAACAAAACUGACUGCCAAAUAGCCGACCUCGCCGACACCAUCGUAUUCGAAAUUCACCAGGAUAAGGGCCUCGAGUGGAGUUUCCUUGGAGGCCUUCAUUUCUGUCUCACUGUUGUUUCAACAAUUGGUUAUGGCAUCCUAGUUCCUCGAACUCACACUGGACGUCUCUUGUGUCUCCUGUACGCUAUCAUCGGUAUUCCCCUCAAUAUCACUCUUAUAGGAUGGGUGGGGCGAGGGAUUGUCUGUGUCGUUACGAAAACCUACCAAUCGCUCCACAAUCUGCGUAUGUCGUGCCAAGAAAAACGCGGAAGACGCGUCGAUGUCCGUCCACCGCGCUCUGUUAGUACCUUAAGCAUCAUUGGUCCCAAUCGGAUCAACGCCGCAAAUCAGAGUAACCAUAACAAAGAGAUGACAAAGAACAAACGAGACUCCAGUUUUAUCAAUGGAGCCAUAGAGCAAUCUGACUCCGAUACGGAUAUGCAGGUACAUGGUGGUAACAACCAAUUUGCGUUUAGACCGAGGCAAAACGGCUUAUUGCUGGCGCCCAACCAUUCAGCGGUAAAGCAAAGUGGGGGUAAUAAAACGGAAAGUUCUGGAGGAGGGGAUACAGAAAAUGAGUGGGAACAUCCGUCAAAGGAACAGGUCACCCACGAUUCACAGAUGCGAGAUAUUAUCAACGGAUCGGUAAACCAUGGUGAUCAUGGAUACAACAGGAGUGACACAACCAUUGUAGGUGUAGAAGAAGAUGGUCCCAUUGUAUCGGACAACGAAAUAAACGAGAACAACAGCAAUAUCAACUCCAGUGAUUGCAACAGUUCUUCAGGAACCAACGGUGCAAGUGUACCUAUAUGGUUUGUUGUGCUGUUCUUCGCAGCGUACCUUUGCCUGACUACUCUCUUGAUCUAUUAUUCUAACUUUGUGCCAGAGGGCUGGUCUCUCAUUGAUUCUUUCUAUUUCGAUAUCAUCACCAUCUCGACGGUAGGGUUUGGGGACAUGUUUUAUUACACGAGAGGCCAAACCUUGACACAGGAGCAGAAGACAUCCGCCACCCUGGUGUCCAUCACCAUGAUGAUCCUUGGUAUGUUGAUGCUCUCUGCAUUUCUCUCAUUCGCCGUGGAAUCUUUCACGCUCAACAAUGCAAAACGAUGGUUCGAUGACGUGUUUGUUAAAUGCUGGGAGAGACUGUUCUGCAGGAAGAGGAAAAGGAAAAGGGACAAACCAGCUCGCUGACAUCAAGAUAUAUUGCCUCUUAAAAGGACAACACCCGCCAAAAUUUUGCCACAACGUGUGCCUGUAGUUUUAAUUAGCAAUCGUCAGAAGUGAAACAAAUUUAGUUUCGUAGCGUUAAGUUUAAAGUGUUAUUCAAACUAUUCACAUCUGUAAAAUGUUGCAUGUUCCCUACACUCAACCUUCUCAUGCAUCAGUUGAAAGAAGAAGUACAUCAAGCUUGUGAGCUCUAAAGGAGCUUGUGAAAAUUAUGAAGCCAAAAUAGUAGUCGAUAAUUCAAUAAGGCAUGGAACAUGGUCGAUGUGUAGAAAGAAAUAUUAAGAGUUCAUUUUAUUUUGACCAAGUUCCGAUGUCAAUGGUAUAAAAUCAACAUUUAGGAGAAUUACGCGUUGUUCUUCAGUGUAAAUUGAAGGUUUAUCAAAAUGAUUUUUUUGCUGACUUACUCUUUUAAUCCAACGUCACUGUCACGUGAUUGCUAUAAAUUUUACAAAUCAUACGAACUUCCGAUGGAAUUACGUACAAUUGGAGUUGGGGGAUAUUGGAAGACCUGUUGAUGCUAUUAGAAUCUAGUACAAUUGUUUAUAUUAUAUUGAUGUUAUAACUCUCCGAAUCCCUCAAUUCCAAAGUUUAUGUAAACAUUCGCUAAAGUAGACAAAUAUUCUGAUUACUAUAGCAAGAUGUUUAAUUAUUUAUACCUAGAGUGUGUACAGCCUUGGUCCGAAAUAUGUGGAUCUGAGGCAAACGAAAUCUUCAAACUUCAACAGCCUGUAUAAGGCAUUGUCUAGAAUGAGUUUUAAAUAAAACUCCUUUAGGUAAUCGUCUAACAUGACAAAUUGCGAAGCGAGAUCAAAUAUGUUUGAUUGAGAAAACCGAAUGCUUUAGAAGUUGAUAACUAUAAUAACAAUAGUCAGUUCUUGUACAGCGAAUAUUACAUUAUGAAUAACGUCUCUAUGCGCUUCUAAAGGACUUGGAUAUUAUUUUUCCCGGCUGUAGCUCAAGCAGCUUUCCAGCGCUCGGCAUUUCAAGGAAUAAAUUCCUGCGAGGUACCCAUUCACCUCCGGGUAAAUGUCACAUGUACAAUACAUGUAAUCCCUGCAAUAAUUAACCACGAGAUCACGACACAUUAUUGGAUUAUACGGGUCAUGUUUAUCUGGUUCUUUGAUGGUAGCAACCAAAUGAAGCCUUUUAAAGAUUACGGAUGAUGCACGUGGAAACGUAAAAACGGGAGAAAGCUUGUACACACUAACAGAUAUUAAAAGUUUUCUCCAUACUUUGCUAUACUAAUAGAAAUAUAUGAAUUUCGUCCCUCUGUAAGCAUGCCCAAACACCAGCUUGCACCACAAAGAAUGCAGAGUUGCAUGUUCGCUAUGUGAUACAGCGUUUAAAAGUGCAAAUUUGCACCUUCCCUAUUGGUUACAACUGUGCACCAUAACAUGGCGCUACAUGUAACUAAAAAGUUUGCAGAGUUGCGCUCCAAACGGAACUCCGGGUAUUGUAUUGCGGGGGGGGGGGCAAAAAUAUACACUUUUCUUAAUUUUUAGUGCUAACUUCACGUUCAAUUGCUUCGACAAUAUCGUGUGCAAUUACCUCGUACAAUAUUAAUAAACGAUAAAUGUACAAGUUUCAUACAAUAUGGGACGUAUAUGAAGAACUGUUUUGUAAGAAAUUCUUUUAAUUGCGAUCAGUCGUAUAAAAAUAAAUGUAAAGAGUAUGGUGGAUCUGAAGGGGCAUCGCAAAUAGACCAAAUCAAGAAUUACACGAGGAAAUUCACGGCAUCGUAAAUUUCCUCACCAAUUUCUUCGCGAAUUAUUCACGACGAAAGUCGCGAAUGUCAUCGUGAAUCUGUUUUGCUUGGGCGGUCCUAGUAUAAGCGCUAGAAGACGACUGUGAUUUCGAGUCGAACACGUGCAUAUUGGCAUGGGCUUGGCACUGAAGAAACGAGACAUAUCGAUCUAAGCCUACCGGUAGUCUUCAACAACUUACUUAGAAUUAGAUAGCGUAGGCGAUGGCAGCCUUAGAUCUAACAAAUCUACAUACUUAUUCCACUUUGUACAAAACGAUCAAAUUUAAAGUUAAAACCUACCACUUUCACAGAAAGCGUCGUUAAAAGUCUCGGCAAGAGUUCCGUAUGCGCGUGCCG
Messenger RNA from Lytechinus variegatus (green sea urchin), 4382 nucleotides. RefSeq lists its product as uncharacterized. Gene Ontology annotation, cellular component: membrane. NCBI's taxonomy places the organism in Eukaryota, Metazoa, Echinodermata, Echinoidea, Temnopleuroida, Toxopneustidae. Bases 680 to 2245 code for a protein of 521 amino acids. Gene Ontology annotation, molecular function: potassium ion leak channel activity. The record is from RefSeq and is a predicted model, not a curated record. The transcript has 5 exons. Gene Ontology annotation, biological process: potassium ion transmembrane transport; stabilization of membrane potential.